This is a messenger RNA of Psylliodes chrysocephalus, 9999 nucleotides long. The record is from the annotation of a GenBank genome assembly. NCBI's taxonomy places the organism in Eukaryota, Metazoa, Arthropoda, Insecta, Coleoptera, Chrysomelidae.
AUGAUUCCAGUCAUAACGCUGGUGUGGCUGGCCAAACUGCUGAUCCUGGCAGAAGCAGGCACCGAACACGUCCGCGAUCUAGAUGUAUCCGAAGGAGCUCCAGUAGGUACCAGAAUAGGCUUUAUAGGCGACGGAGCGUCUCCAGACAGCGGACCACCAUAUCUAAUAGUUCCGGUAGGCAGUGCUGUCGAUACAGACUUAUCCAUAGAUCAAACAACUGGAGAAAUAAGAACGAAAGUACCAUUGGAUCGAGAAACCAGAGCUAGUUACUCAUUGGUAGCGAUACCUAUGAGCGGGGAUAAUGUCAAAGUUAUUGUAAAAGUCCUGGAUGAGAACGAUAAUGCUCCGACUUUUCCCAUGCCCGUAAUGAACAUAGAAUUUCCGGAAAAUACACCUAGAGAUGUUAAAAGGACUUUACAUCCUGCUAGAGACUUAGAUUUGGAUAUUUUCAACACGCAAAAGUACAAUAUUAUAUCAGGAAACGUAAACAACGCUUUCAGACUGUCUUCCCAUCGAGAAAGAGAUGGUGUGCUGUAUCUUGAUCUACAAAUCAACGGAUUUUUAGACAGAGAAACUACAGCUUCAUACACCUUGGUAAUAGAAGCUUUAGAUGGUGGUACACCACCCUUAAGAGGAGAAAUGACUGUUAACAUCACAAUACAAGACGUCAACGAUAACCCGCCCGUCUUCAACCAAAGCAGAUACUUUGCUUCAAUACAAGAAAACGCUACAGUAGGCACGAGCGUGCUGAGAGUAACAGCUUCAGAUGCAGAUUCAGAAGAAAACGGCCAACUUGAAUACUCUAUCAACCGUAGACAAAGUGAUAAAGAUAACAUGUUUCGCAUCGAAGCUUCAACCGGUCUUAUAUCAGUCAAUAAACCUCUCGAUUUUGAAAUAAAAGAGCUUCACGAGUUGGUUAUCGUAGCAAAGGAUCAUGGAUUGCAACCGUUGGAAGCUACAGCUUUCGUAUCGAUCAAAGUAACCGACGUUAACGAUAAUCAACCUACAAUUAACGUGAUUUUUCUAAGCGAUGAUGCUACGCCAAAGAUCAGCGAAUCCGCGCAACCUGGAGAAUUUGUAGCAAGGAUUAGCGUACACGAUCCUGAUUCCAAAACCGAUUAUUCCAAUGUCAAUGUUACUUUGAAAGGAGGUGAUGGCCAUUUCGGUUUAACCACCAGGGAUAACAUAAUCUAUUUGGUUAUAGUUUCUUUACCACUGGAUAGGGAAUUGAAGCCUAAUUACACUCUUAAUGUUGAAGCUACGGAUAACGGUACACCUCCUUUGCACGCUACAAGAACUAUCGAUCUUCGCGUUACUGAUAUCAAUGAUAAUGCACCAGUGUUUGACCAUGAGAUUUACCACGCAAAUGUUAUGGAAGUUUCUGAUCCCGGUACGUCAGUUCUUCAAGUUUUGGCCGAUGAUAAGGACGAGGGCAAUAACAGUGCCAUAACUUACUCUCUUCUUGAUACUCCGGAUAGUCAUUCGGGUUGGUUCAGGAUCGAUCCGAGAAGUGGUUUAGUGACGACGCGGGUUCAUGUGGAUUGUGAGACAGAUCCGGUGCCUAAGUUGACGGUGGUGGCUACUGAUAAUGGUUUCCCGCCGUUGUCUGCCUCUGCGACAGUGUUAGUGACUAUACAUGAUGUGAAUGACAACGAGCCGAUUUUCGAUCAAAGUUUCUACAAUGUUUCCGUUGCUGAGAACGAGCGGGUGGGACGCUGCAUUUUAAAGGUCUCAGCCACAGAUCCUGAUUGCGGUGUGAACGCCAUGGUAAACUACACUUUAGGAGAUGGAAAUACAAAACUGAAAGAAUUCAGCGUUCGAUCUGAUACCGGAGAAAUUUGCAUAAGUUCGACCCUGGAUUACGAGAGCAGGAAUUUGUACGAAUUUCCAGUUAUAGCUACCGAUAGAGGUGGUCUAAGCACAACAGCCAUGGUCAAACUCCAAAUCAUCGACAUCAACGACAACCACCCCAUCUUCUACCCGUCCGAAUAUAAUGUGUCUCUUCGCGAAAGCGGCAUAUCCUCAUCAUCUCCGGUGGUCGUCAUAGCAGCGACGGACGCCGAUUCCGGAAAAUUCGGUACAGUCGCGUACAAAAUCGUGACGGGAAACGACGCAGGGCUUUUCCGCAUCGAUAAAACCACCGGGGAAAUAUUCAUCAACAGACCUAGUUUGCUUUCCGCUAGAGGGCAGCCGUAUCAUCGGUUGAACAUCAGCGCUACCGACGGAGGAAAUCUGAAGUCGCUGAAGGACGCCGAAGUUUUUCUUAGUGUCAUCGAUUCUGCGCAGAAACCGCCUAUUUUCGAACAUUCCCGGUAUACUUAUACUGUCAGCGAAAACGUGAGGAAGGAUGUCGUGAUUGGUACUGUCAAAGCUGCUGUGUCGAAUAAUGCAGGAAGAGCGAAUAUUCGUUACUCCAUCUACUCAGGAGAUCCGGAUGGUUUAUUUUUUAUCGACACCAUCACUGGAAUAAUAUCAAUCGCUUCAUCUUUGGACCACGAAAGCAAAGCCAGCGUUCUUCUCAACGUUCAAGCUACUAGCGGAGAGCCUCCUGUAUACGGGCACGCACAAGUGAACAUAGAAAUAGAAGACGUAAACGACAACGCACCAGAAUUUGAAUCGACAAUCGUAAGGAUUUCGGUUCCGGAAAACGUCGAAGUCGGUUCCCCACUAUACUCGGCCCACGCCAAAGACAGAGAUUCGGGCAAAAACGGCAUUAUUACUUACAAAAUAGUAAACAAUCCUUACGGGGGACUCUUCAAAAUCGAUCCGAAAUUGGGAGAUUUGACCAUCACCAGACAUUUGGACUACGAAACUUCUCAGCGGCACAGUUUGGUGAUCACAGCUACUGAUACGGGAGUCCCACCGUUGUCUGCCAAUUUGACAGUUUUGGUGGAAGUGCAGGAUGUCAACGAUAAUGCUCCUGUGUUCGAAAGGAAGGAAUAUUCUCUUAGUAUCGUCGAAUCAACUGCUAUUAACACACAGAUUCUCCAACUUACCGCAAUCGACGCAGACAGUGGCAACAAUGCACGCAUAACCUACCGACUACUUUCCUCUAAUUCCUCAGACGAUUCCGAUCUACAAGACAUCUUUGGCAUCUUCCCUAACAGCGGCUGGUUAUAUCUGCGUGCCUCCUUAGAUCGAGAACUCAGAGAUAAGUACUUGCUGACAAUCGCAGCUACUGAUAAUGGUACUCCUUCCGAAACAGCUACGACUAAAGUUCUGCUGGAAGUGCUGGACGCUAACGAUAACGAUCCUGUAUUCUCCAGCGAUUCCUACCAGUUUCAGAUAGAGGAGAAUUUAAGGAGAGGGACUUCCGUUGGGAGAGUUACAGCUGUAGAUGCCGAUUUGGGUCAAAAUGCUGCUGUUAGGUACAGCUUGAUACCAGGAAAUAGCAGUUUUAUAAUCAAUCAAAUUACUGGUGAAAUCACCAAUAAGGAUCCACUAGACAGAGAACACAAACAAUUCCACGAACUGGUCGUCGAAGCCAGAGACCAAGGUACCCCGUCCAGAAGCUCCAGAGUGAUCGUAACCAUAACGGUUCUAGACAUCAACGAUAACGCUCCAGAAAUAGUAGAUCCUCAAGAAGACGUGAUCAGCGUUCGAGAAGAACAACCCCCAGGCACCGAAGUUGUGAGAGUUCGCGCUAUAGAUGCUGACAGUGGAUCGAACGCAACCAUAACCUACUCGAUUGUUAAAGAUCGUGAUUUCGAUGGACAUAGCGUUUUUGCAAUAGAUCCGAUCACUGGAGUGAUCAAAAGCAGAUUGAUCCUAGAUCACGAAGAGAAAACCAUAUAUCGCUUAGCUGUAGCUGCUACCGAUGGUGGUCAACCGCCUAAACAAAGCGUUAGAGUUUUAAGAGUCGAAGUUUUAGACCUAAACGACAACAGACCUACUUUUACCAGUUCUAGUCUCGUAUUUACUGUAAAAGAAGAUGCUGCUAUAGGUCACGUGGUAGGUUCGAUAGCUCUAUCGGAACCAGUACAUGAAAAUUCUUUAAACGGAGCCGGUGGUUACAUAACUUAUACCGUAACAUCUUUAUCAACAGAUACGUUAAGCGACGCCUUCGAUAUAGAUAGAGGUACUGGUUCCUUAGUAGUUUCCAGACAGUUAGACAGGGAAAUUCAAUCCGAGUAUAGACUAGAAGUAAGAGCUCUAGAUACCAGCGCGAUGAACAAUCCUCAAAGCAGUGCUAUUACAGUAAAAAUUGAUAUAGCUGACGUCAAUGAUAACGCACCAAAGUGGCCGCAAGAUCCCAUAACCUUCAAAGUCAGCGAAAAUACUGAAAUCGGUACGUCAAUCUAUAAUUUUACAGCUUCCGAUGUAGAUACCGGUAGUAACAGCGAUCUAAGGUAUAGUUUACUGAAACAAUUUCCAGCUCAAAAUAAUUUCGCAGUAGAUUCAUUGACAGGGAUGCUGACUCUAACAUCCAGAUUGGAUUUUGAAAUGACCCAAGAAUACACCCUAGUAGUUGCUGCAACUGAUCAGUCUCAAAAUAUUUCCGAAAGGCUCAGUACCUCUGUAACUGUACGAAUAUUAGUCACAGAUUUUAAUGAUAACGCUCCCAAGUUUGUAGCACCAACAUCUACUGUGUACAUUAGUGAUUCAACUGUACUAGGUAUGACGGUGACGCAUAUUAUAGCAGUUGAUCAAGAUAGCGGUGAUAAUGGUCGCGUAACUUAUAUAAUAUCUGGUGGUAACGAAGAUAUGUUAUUCUCUCUUGGAUACGAUACUGGCAGUCUUACGUUGACCAAACCUCUACCUAGUAGUCAGAAAUGUUUCGUGUUAAAUGUAACCGCAAGUGAUCACGGUUCACCCUCUAAGACGUCUACAAUGGAAUUAAAACUUGUUAUUCAGAGUUCCAUCGAUAGUGUUCCAAAAUUUUUGGAGGUUCAAUAUUUGGCUGAAGUACCUGAGGAUGUUGCUAUUGGUACUGUGGUUAUUCGAGUUGCUGCUAGAUCUGGAUUAACACCUGAAGGAAACAACCUUACUUUCAUCCUACCAACAGACGAAACCUUUGAAAUAAUCUCUCCAACUGGUGAAGUGGUAACAAAGAAACUUCUAGAUAGGGAAGAAACUGAGACUUAUAUCCUUACAGUUUACGUCAGCGAUUCCUCACACAAAACAACCUUAUUUGAUACAACGACACUGGUAGUUAAAAUAACUGAUAUGAACGACAAUGUUCCCAAAUUCCAAUCUGGUUCUUGCUAUCGACUGUCGGUGCCAGAAAAUUCCGAAACGUCAGUUAUUCACACUAUGGUUGCUGAAGAUGAAGAUCAGGGUUCUAACGGAGAAGUAAUCUACAGUAUUACAGCUGGAAAUAUUGGAAACAAAUUCAGUAUAGAUUCAAGGACUGGUGAGCUCACAUCUCGUCCUUUGGAUAGAGAAAGCCAAUCGAGAUAUUUCUUAACAAUCAUCGCCAAAGACAGAGGAAAUCCUUCUUUGCAGAGCUUCUGUAAUUUGACGAUAUCGGUAGAAGAUCAGAACGAUAACGAUCCCAAGUUUGAUUUAUCCAAAUAUUCAACGGCGAUUUUGGAAAAUGUGCCUAUCGAUACAUCAGUGCUUAAAGUACAUGCUUCUGAUGCGGAUCUGGGAAUGAAUGCGAGAAUAAUAUAUUCACUUUCUAACGAGAGCCAUUGGUUAUUUCGGGUUGAUAAUAAAACUGGAGUUAUUACUACAGCUGGAUUAUUCGACAGAGAGAAGCAAAGCAUCUACAACUUUCUCAUCGUAGCAACGGAUGGCGGUAAAUACAACGCCAGGUCGCAAAGCGUCCCAGUAACGGUCAAAAUUAUCGACGUCAACGAUAACAAACCAAUUUUCACGCGUUAUCCUUUCAAGCAGAAAGUUGCUCCCUACAUCCAACCCGGUCAGAUGAUCCUGAAAGUUACAGCCGAUGAUGCGGACGAAGGAACAAACGCAGAAAUCGUUUAUAGUAUAUCCAGAGAUGAUUCUUACGGGAAAUUUAGGAUAAAUCCUAACACCGGUAUCAUAACGACCACUCAAUCUUUAGCUAGUAACAAGGGAAAGAUUAUUUACUUGAAUAUGUUGGCUACGGAUAAGGGUAAUCCACCUAGAAGUUCGUCUGGAUUAGUGGAAAUAAUGGUGGGUGACAUGCAAGAGGGUUCGCCCGAUUUAAGAUUCCAAAACGAUUCUUAUACAGUAACGGUGACGGAAAAUGCUGAGCAAUUCAAGGAUAUCAUACAAGUAGCUGCAGUCAGAUCCGAUGGAAGACGUCAAAAGAUUGUUUACUACAUCGGUAGCGGUAAUGAAGAUAAUAUAUUCGUAAUCAAUUCAGAUAGCGGUAUAAUUCAAGUACGAGAUCCGAAAAAUCUAGACUACGAGCUUCACAAGAAUAUCACUUUGGUAGUAGAAGCUAAAACUGAAGGUUAUCCAACGUUACAUGGUUAUUGUAACGUUGUGAUACUACUCACCGAUCAAAAUGAUAAUUCUCCUAAAUUUACACAACACCAAUACGCUGCUAGCGUCUGGGAGGGGAACAAGAAAGGUGAAUUUAUACUACAAGUAGUCGCUUCAGACGCAGAUGAAGGUACCAAUUCCAGAAUCCUGUACCACAUCGUCGAUGGGAACCAUGAUAAUGCUUUUAAAAUAGAACCAGCCUUUAGUGGGAUAUUAAAAACGAAUAUAGUACUUGAUAGAGAAAUUAGAGAUUUGUAUAGAUUAACAGUCAUCGCUACUGACGAAGGAGUACCACAAAUGACCGGUACUGCUAGAAUCAGAAUCAACGUAGUCGAUAUAAAUGACAAUCAACCGACUUUCCCUCCGCACAGUAUUAUUACCGUCAAAGAGGAUACGCCAGUAGGGACUGUACUGACGAUAGUUACAGCUAACGAUGUCGAUACUUAUCCACCACUUACUUACAGCUUCGCUAAAGAUAAUUACAAGAAAGACCUACAAUACUUUAGCAUAGACAGGUACAGCGGUAAAGUUGUAUUGAAGAAGAAUUUGGAUUAUGAAAUGUGGCAGGAGUGUAAGCUUGGGAUUAUCGCUUCGGAUACAGCUCAUUCAGCGCAAACGUUAUUAACGAUCAAAGUUAUAGACGUUAACGAUAAUGCUCCGAUAUUUCUGCAGUCUUCGUAUUUUGCUACUCUACCAGACGAUAACUCUGCUACGCUAAUAGAUAUUCUGUCGUUAAAUGCAACUGAUGCUGACUCAGAAGAAAAUUCAAAACUCCACUAUUCCAUAGAAAAUUCCAUUCCAGGAUUCUCAAUUGACGUUGAUCAAGGGACUCUUAAAGCCAAUUUGUCAAUCGUUCCACAUUACAAUGAAGAUGUCUUGCUGACUGUCAAAGCUACCGACAUGGGAAGUCCAGAAUUACAUAAUGUGGUACCUGUUAGAAUAAGAACCAAUGGGGGAGUUGCUACCGGUAUGAAAUCUGUCAGCAAAAUGGAGUACAAAAUCAAUGUACCAGAGAAUACCACCAAGGGCUCAACAAUAAUGUACUUAGCCAAACCACUAUCGGUUCCAUCAUCAUUCUUUAGGAUCCUCGAUGGCAAUGAAGGCGGCACAUUCGAAGUUAUAAAUCCAUCAGGGGCACUGGUGUUAAUUAAAUUCCUAAACCGAGAAACCCAAGAGAUUUACAACCUGAAAAUAUCAGUAGACAGUACAUCAAUGUCCGUUAUGAGUGUUGUCAUCGAUGUUGAUGAUUCCAACGAUAAUCCACCCGUGUUCCAAACUACGGAUUACGCAAAAACAAUCAGCGAAAAUCUUCCAAUAGGAACAUCAGUAGAAACGAUCACAGCUACAGACGCAGAUCUACCUGGAUCAGUAAAUUCUGAGAUCGUUUUCGAUAUUACAUCGGGCAACGAUGAAGGUUGUUUCAAACUGAACCCAGAAACGGGAGUUUUAUCAAUAAACAAAUCACUCGAUUUCGACAAAGGCAGUACCGAAUAUAAUUUCGUUAUUAGAGCUUGCGAUAAAGGCACGCCGAACUUGUGUACUCUUAAUACAUUCUUAAUUACCCUUCAAGAUGAGAACGAUAACGAACCAAAGUUCCCAGUAUCAGAAUAUUUCGAAUUUGUUGGUGAAAAUGAAGCAGUUGGUACUGCUGUAUUUACUGCACAUGCUACGGAUGCCGAUAAAGGACAAUUUGGUCAAUUGAAGUACUCGAUAGCACCAUCUUACGCCCAACUAGAUAAUUCUUGGAAGCUGUUCAAUAUCAAUCAUUCAACUGGAUUGAUUACUACGUCGACUGUUUUUGAUUAUGAACAAAGAAGUCGUUAUAACUUUGUAGUACAAGCUGAAGACACUGGGGGCAAAUCUACUUCGGUUAAAGUACGAGUAGAAAUUGAAGGCAAAGAUGAAUUCCAUCCACAAUUUACAGAAAGAACUUACAAACUCACAUUAGCAACAUCUUCCGCCCUUCCUGUUGGAUACGUAGUCGGACAUGUUACAGCUACCGAUAGGGAUAAAGGUCCUGAUGGUAGAGUCGUAUAUCAACUCAUCACCCAACAUUCCUAUUUCAAAGUCAACAGAACUACCGGUGACAUUUUAAUCAAAAGGAAAUUUGAUUACACGGAAAUUCCAAAUUCGGGCAGGGAAAUCAGUUUGGUGAUUACAGCUAGCUCUGGAAGACAAGGUUCUUUGACCAAUAUGACUGUAGUGGAGAUUAUAUUGGAUCCUUUAGCAGAUCCUGGUACUAAUUUGGCUAUAAAUCGAAAUAACGAAACAGCAAUAUCGGCUGCCAAUGGAGGAAUAGCAGAUUGGGCUUUGGGACUGCUAAUAUCCUUGAUUCUAUUGAUAAUUACAUUCGGUGCAGUAUUCGUUUUUCUACAUAUGAGGAAUAAACGCAAUAAAAAAAUUAACAAACCUACUCUAGGAGGUGCGGAUGGUGUAUCGACUUCAAACAAUUACGUAGAUCCCACUGCUUUUGAUACUAUACCAAUUCGUAGCACAGUGGGAUCUAUACAAGGCAGUAGUAAUCAGUUUGCGCCUCCGAAAUACGAUGAAAUACCUCAAUACGGAGCUGCGCAUCCAGCUAGUUCAAAUUCAGGAGCUGCCACCACCUCUGAACUAUCUGGUUCCGAACAAUCUGGUUCUAGUGGUAGAGGAUCUGCAGAAGAUGACGGCGAGGAUGAAGAGAUAAGAAUGAUUAAUGAAGGUCCGCUCCAAAGGGAAUCUGGUGUGCUCAGAAGUAACGAAGGAGAUAAUUUAUCUAACACGUCGGUUAGGAAUACUCAAGAGUAUUUAGCUAGAUUGGGAAUUAUCAAUAAUAAUAUUCCGAUUCCGAUUCAGAAUCAACGCGGAAAUAAACCCGUUCCUUUAGAUAUAUUUAACGAAGAAGGAAACGAGAAUGAUAUAACGACUUUAAUAUAUGCUAAAUUAAACGACGUGGCCGGUAGUGAUAGAGCUAGCUCGACCAACGAAGGUCCUAGCAAUAGUAAUAUGAGUACCGCAAUAGAUCACAUGAUAAACGGUUACGGUGACGUACCAGCAGUGACUCAUCAACCGUCCAUGAACGGUUCUUUAAGUUCCAUAGUGCACAGCGAAGAAGAAUUAGCCGGUAGUUACAACUGGGACUAUUUGCUAGACUGGGGGCCUCAAUACCAGCCCUUAGCGCACGUGUUCUCCGAAAUAGCAAGACUGAAAGACGAUAGCGCGUCGGUUCAUAGCGGCGCCAGCGGGACUUCUAGUGUUAAAAGUAAAAAUUCGGUCGCUCAUAAAACUGUACCGCCUCCUUUAAUCACGAGCGUCGCUCCUCGGGCCAUAGCGAUGCCGGUAUUGAACUCCAGAGGAGGUCCUAGUCACCACAAUCAGAUGAUGAUGCUGCCGAGGUCGCCUAUCAAUCACGACGCUUCCGGUGCUACGUUCAGUUCGUCUACGGCCAUGUCGCCGAGUUUUUCGCCUAGUUUAUCGCCUUUGGCGACGAAAUCGCCGUCGGUGUCGCCGUUGGUCGCGCCGGGAUUACCGACCUCGCAUCACGUGAUGGCGCGACAGACUGCGCAAAGAAACAAAUCCGUGGUCGAUGCGGAAUUGAGGAUUUGA